This is a messenger RNA of Linderina pennispora, 665 nucleotides long. RefSeq lists its product as uncharacterized. The record is from RefSeq and is a predicted model, not a curated record. Lineage: Eukaryota; Fungi; Kickxellomycota; Kickxellomycetes; Kickxellales; Kickxellaceae. The coding region runs from base 84 to 278 and encodes 64 amino acids. The transcript is spliced from 2 exons.
GGUGGUUUGCUUGGAGAGAGGAGGGGUGGGGGAAGCGGGGCUCGGGAUUACUACGAGUUCAUUCGAAGCGCACUGUCGAUGAAAUGUGUCUGGGAGGCGAUCGAGUAGUUGUGUGGACCGAGCGAGGGCUUGCUGGUGGUGUUGCUGGUGGUGUUGCUAGUGUUUCUGCUGGUGUUGCUAGUGUUUCUGCUGCUGCUGCUGCUGCUGUCACUAUAUGGCUGCUGUGCCCAGUGUGCCAGAGUGGAAACAAGAUACGGCUUCCCGCACAGACGAGGUAGGCGAACCCAAAGUCGGACGAUUGACCCAGGCUACGGCGGAGCGGCGCGGGAGAUUGUCAAAGCGGCGGAGCCCAGUGUGUGGUUGCUGGAAAAAACUUCGGGAGGGCAGGUGUCAAGGCGCACGAAGCUGAGACAGAAUGGCAAUGGCAGAGGUGAGAGACUGGAAGGUGGUGGAUGAGGCGGCGAGUCUGGGCAGUGGUUAAUCGGGCAUUGGACACAGGCAAAAAAACACGGCGCUGAUGCAGCGGUAUUUAUACGCAGCGGCAGCCACGGUGUAGACGUGGAGAGGUGGAGGAGGCGGCUGUUUGGCGCUAAGCAAGUGGAAGAUUCAGGAACACCACCAUUCUGCACUAGCCCCUUUUGCCGUUGCUGACUGGUGCCUCUCCC